This is a messenger RNA of Cryptotermes secundus, 1134 nucleotides long. RefSeq lists its product as uncharacterized. The transcript has 5 exons. The record is from RefSeq and is a predicted model, not a curated record. The coding region runs from base 35 to 1069 and encodes 344 amino acids. Lineage: Eukaryota; Metazoa; Arthropoda; Insecta; Blattodea; Kalotermitidae.
UCCUUGUGUAAGUUCUACAGAUGUCCAGGCAGCGAUGUCGACCAGUCUACGUCAUGUAUUCUGGGCUCUUCUGGUUGCUCCGUCCUUGAGCUGGAAUUUGUCUUAUUUCGCUCCGCUACACGCCCCUCUCGGACAAGUUGCUGUGUGGAGAAAUAGGGCGUUUAUCUGCGUACCUAGAUACGAUACGGGGACCGUGAGAACCACGCUCUUAGAGGCUACAUGGCCCGAAACUAUAAACUCCACUAACCAGGAAACACAACAGCCAGCAGCAUCCGCCUCUAACACGUCACCUCGGCCCUACCCCAGAGGCGACCAGAAAAUUCAACGACUGGGACACUGCACUUCGCUCCAGAACGUAACAGCUUUGGAUGUCGACUCUAUGAGAGGACGACUCUGGGUUCUGGACGCUGGCACUUCGACCUGCUGGCCUAAAGUGGUUGUCUUUGACCUGCGCAGAAAUGAAGAGGUGUGGAGAGUGGAACUCAGAAAUGUGACGUCAAGAAUGUUAUCGUCUGUUGUUGCGGACACAGUUGUUGGUGCAUGGGGACCUCGCGCCUACGUAGGGGGCUCCGCUUCUGGCUCACUGCUGGUGGUAGAACAGAGAGGAUGGUGGCAGAUCGGACUGGACGUGAAGGGCCCAGAAGCGGCGUAUUUGCGUUCUGCUGGCGCAGCGGCUUUGGUUCUGUCAAGACGCGAGCCCCUCCUAUAUCUCACGGCGCCUGAGACAGACCCCAUGUUCUCGCUCGACCUGUCAGCCAUUCGGUCCUCACCCCGACCGAACAAAAAUGAGGUGAGAAGAGAGUCUGUCAAGUUUCUUGGGAUGAAACUGGGUCCCUCCCGCGGCUUUGUUCUGGACCUGUGGGCAGGACUGCACUAUUUCCUGCCGCGGGACCACGCCGCAGUGCGCUGGGACACAAGACGCCCUCUGUUGGCCGAGUCACACACGGUGCUGCUGCAGUCCCCUAGGGCCUUGCCCCAUGUCAGUCACAUGUUUAUCGACUCCCAGUGGCAGGUGUGGGCCGUCGUCGGACAGCACUGUGUGAAGAUCCAGAAAUAUUCUUUCGUAUAGAAAUAUUACUAACCGAUGUGCGCAUAUCCAAAAAUAAAGUUAUAAAACCGAAUAUAUGUAAGGAG